AACAGGCAAUGCUGUCUUCUAGUUCUGACUUUAACCUUAACCGAAGAAAAACAUGGCUUCAAGAUCUUUCUCAGAGGAGGAUUUCUCCUGCGCGGUGUGCCGUGACAUCUACAAGGAUCCUGUUAUUCUGACAUGUAGCCACAGUGUGUGUAAAGUCUGUUUGCAGCGGUUCUGGGAGACAAAACUAUCGAGAGAAUGCCCAGUUUGUAGAAGUGUCACCUCAACGGAACAUGUCUGCCCCCCCAAUCUGGCUUUAAGAAACCUGUGUGAGAUCUUCUUACAGAGAAGUCAGACAGCUGCAGCAGAUUCUGACGUGCUUUGCCAUCGGCACAAUGAGAAACGCAAACUCUUCUGUCUGGAGGAUAAACAGCCUGUGUGUUUGGUGUGUCGAGAUUCAAAGAAACAUAGAGGUCAUACCUUCAGUCCCAUAGACGAAGCAGCACAGGAACGUAAGGAGGAACUCGGGAUCAAACUGCAGCUCUUACAGAAGAAACUUGAAGACUUCAACCUCGCAACACUCACCUGUGAUAAAACUCUAGAGUACAUAAAGGUUCAAACCCAACACACAGAGAUGCAGAUCAAGGAGGAGUUUGAGAAACUUCACCAGUUUCUACGAGAUGAAGAGGCAGCCAGGAUAGCUGCACUGAGGGAGGAAGAGGAGCAGAAGAGUCAAAUGGUAAAGGAGAAGAUGGAGAAGAUCAGCAGAGAGAUCUCAUUUCUCUCCGACACCAUCACAACCAUAGAGGAGGAGAUGGGAGCUGAUGACAUCACUUUGCUGCAGAGCUACAACAGAACUGUGGCUAGAACCCAGAGCACACUGCAGUAUCCAGAGGGGGUUUCAGGAGCUCUGAUCAAUGUGGCAAAGCACCUGGGCAACCUGAAGUUCAGAGUCUGGGAGAAGAUGCAGGAGAUUGUUCAGCUCAUCCCUGUAACUUUGGAUCCCAACACUGCACACCCACAACUCAUUCUGUCUGAGGAUCUGACCCGUAUGAACUUUAGUUAUAGCAAACAGCAACUCCCUGAUAACCCAGAGAGAUUUGAUUACUGGGUAAAUGUAUUGGGCUCUGAGGGCUUUAACUCAGGAACUCACUGCUGGGAUGUGGAGGUUGGGGACAUACAUCUUUGGGCUGUGGGUGUUAUGUCAGAGUCGGCCAAGAGGAAGGGACCUGUUUGCGAAUGGAGUGGGCUUUGGUUUUUGCUCCAUGAACGUGGUGAAUAUGAUGCAUUUUCUUCCCCGCUGCCAGAGUCUUGGUUUGAAGAAUUCCUGGCAACCAGGCCAUCCAGGCCCUCUCCUAUCACAGUGAGUCGGAAACCCCAGAGGAUCAGAGUGCAGCUGGACUGGGACAAAGGAGAGAUGUCUUUUUAUGACUCUGAUGACAACACACAUCUCCACACUAUUACACACACUUUCACAGAGAGAGUGUUUCCAUUUUUUUGGUGCUCAGAGUCAACAUAUCCCAUUGAAGAUCUUGCCACUGAAGCUGGAAUCAAUCAGUGAUAGAGUGAGUGGUCUUCAGUGAUAGGAUAAAAGGUUGUUGUUGUUAUGAAAGCAUGGAUUUGUUUUUCUGGAUCUUGAAGGAAGAGGAUUUUCCAGAUUUUGGCCAUAUUUUUAGAUGAAAAAUCUGUCUUUGACAACUCCAUUACAGGAAGAUGGCUUGAUCAGUAACCACACACAGAUCUUUGAGGCUUGUGUAGAUGUUAGAGAGAUGCCGUCAAGUACUGUAUGUGUAAAUGGCUGAAUAUGUCAAUCUCACAUAAAGGUUACAAUCAUAACUCCAGUUUUAUCUACUAAUGCUGUGUGGGGUUUUUUGCUGUUUCUAUAAUUGUAAUUUCAUUUAAUUGUAAUUUUACAUUUUUUUUGCAACUUUCAAAUGACAUUUUAUUUAAAUAAUAUAUGUCAUAAUAAUAAAUAUCUCAAAUCAAACUGAAGUGAAGAGAGACAACCCAUAGAGACUUUUAAAAUGGUUCAGUGUCCUGGGCUCUGAGGACAUUAACUCAGAAACACACCACUGGGAUGUGGAGGUUGUGGAAAAGGAGUUACUUUGAACUGGGUGUGAUGAGAGAAAAUGACCUCAGCAGUGGACUUUGGCGUGUGAGUGUUUAUUCUGUUGAAGGUACAGGUUCCUUUUUAAUUGCACUGCACUGAGUUGUUUGUUUCCAGCACUUGCCUUCCAUGCUGAAUUUAUGUUGUACUUCAUCUUCCAGCCGUAAUAAAAGCCCUAAUUUUGUA
Molecule: messenger RNA, 2230 nt
Organism: Alosa alosa (allis shad)
Lineage: Eukaryota; Metazoa; Chordata; Actinopteri; Clupeiformes; Clupeidae
Product: zinc-binding protein A33-like
Exons: 7
Coding region: 53-1498 (481 amino acids)
Molecular function (GO): protein binding; zinc ion binding
Source: RefSeq, a predicted model, not a curated record